Molecule: messenger RNA, 1116 nt
Organism: Micromonas pusilla CCMP1545
Lineage: Eukaryota; Viridiplantae; Chlorophyta; Mamiellophyceae; Mamiellales; Mamiellaceae
Exons: 1
Coding region: 1-1116 (371 amino acids)
Source: RefSeq, a predicted model, not a curated record
AUGAGCGCGGCCGCGGCCGAGACGUCCACGCCACCGACGGAGAUUAAGCGUGGACUCGGACUCGGCGCCGCGCGCACGCCUCUGUGGGACGAUCCGUGCGCGACCCCUCGCCUCGACGCGCAGCGCCGACGCCUCUUGGCGGACCUUCGCGCGAGCUUCCCGCUCCAAGCGGACGCGGACGCGUGCAGUGUCGUCCUCCUGUGUGACGAUAUGCGCGUCGACGACAAGGACUGGGCCGCGCUCGUCGUGGCGGAGAAGGACGACCGCGCGUUCUACGUGAAGCCCCUGGACAUGUCCGUCGCGCUCCCUCGGACGCCGCCGAGGGCCUCUGCAAGCUGUAAAGGCGCUGAGACGGCGUCGGAGCCGCGCCCGCUCGUGACGCUCUCCGUGUCCGACUACCCGGUCUGCGCCGUCGAGGGGUGCUGCAUCAUGGAUCGCAUGCGAUUCAGCUCCGCGAUACGCCAAGCGACGGUGGAAGAGCGGCCCGGCGCGAGCGCCUACCCCACGGCGCUGAGACGCGUGUAUCACUUCACGCGAGAAGAAACCGCCGCCGCCGCCGCCGCCGCCGCUGUGGACGAGAAGGACGAGACCGAAGACGAGGACGACGACGGCGUCGUCGUCGAGGAGGGCACGUUCGCGCAUCACAACCACCGGGGUUUGCAUCGCGCGCCCGCGCCGUCGCCGCUUCGACCGAGACGACUCGACGUCGCGGACGCGCCCGCGGCGGCGGCGGCGGCGGCGGCGGCGGCGGCGAACGCAAAGUCGGGAAAGGAGAACGUCGCCGCCGCCGCGUUGGGCGACAUCCCCGAGGAGACCGGCGAGCGGGACGGUCACGAGGACGACGACGCGGCGGCGGAAAGCGGUGCGGACGCGUCGACGCCGUCGUCCGCGCCGUCGAACUGGGCGCACUCGAUGUUCGGAUCCGACGCCGGCGCGUCGAGCGGCGGCGGCGGCGGCGGCGGCGGCGGCGGCGGGUGCCGACGCGCGAGUCCGGUGGAGACGCUGAGACGAGCGCUCAGAGGCGCCCCGGAAGGCGCGGUGCUCCUGUCUCUGCCCAUCGCGGACGUAGAGAUGGUUCUGAACGAGGUCGAAGAGCUGCGACGACGGGUAGCGUGA